AUGGCACAGUCUCAAGAACGCUUCGAUUCUGCAUUCGAAUGGAAGGAGGAAGAGAAGCUCAAGUUUGCCAAUCACUCACCUCAGUGGGAGUGGCUUGAAAGAAACAGCAAUAGUGGGUACCAUCCUGUCACAAUCGGCGACACCUUCAGUAACGGGCGCUAUUCUGUGGUGCACAAACUUGGUAAAGGUUCCAACGGGACUGUUUGGCUCGUUCGCGAUGCUCAAGUUGAUCGUCUGAUGGCGCUGAAGAUCCUCACAGGGAGCAGCACUUUCCGGAACCGAGAACGCGGUGUUUACGAGUUCAUGUACGACCAAAAUGAGGUAAACCCGUGCUUCACAAAUUUCUUGUUACCUCAGCAUUCUUUUCUAAUUCAGGGACCGAACGGAUUCCAUUUCUGUCUGGUCUUCAGGCUCAUGGGCCCAACACUUCGUCAGUUCAAUGCGUCGAACCACAUGCUCAAUCCAGAAAUGCAUCAAGCACUCACAAAACCACUCAUUGAAGGUUUGUUGCAUUUGCAUAAGCUUGGAGUCUGCGCCGCUGAUAUCAGUCCCGGCAAUGUCAUUUUCGGAAUCGUCGAAAUCGCUUCAUGGUCAGAUGAACAGGUUUAUGCAACCUUCGGCGCGCCUGUUGGCACCGAGGUGGAACCUUUGCUUCUCCGACGCGAAACUCGCUCACCAGAUUCCGUAGCCUAUAUUCUGAAGCACGCCCCGAAGUUGGUCUAUGAAAGCAUCGACUUCUUUAAGGCUCCCGGGAUCGCUAAGUUCUUGAAACCAGAGUUGGAAUUCAUCGACCUGGGCGAAGGGUUCCUCAUCAAUCGUCCACCCCUUUUCAAGAAGCUGCGCGUCAACAAUGCUUCUCCAGGCCCCGAGGUGAAUUUCGAAGCACGCCCUACUGUUGCGGUUGAUACAUUCGGGCUUGCAAGCGUGAUUUUCGCGUUGAGAACUGGCAAACCUCUUUUCAAGACCCCGAUCGGCGGCGCACAGUAUGUGGCUGCAAAUAUUCGAGAAACUCUAGGGCCAUUUCCAGAAGAGUGGGUAGCUUUAAUGAAUAACAGAUUGGAAGCGUGGAAUCGCGCCAAGGGACCCUCUAAAUUGGAACCUUCGCGCGCGGAAAGAGUCAAGGCAAUUUACCGCAAAGAAUCUCUGGCGCAACAAGUUGCUGCAGUUGGCAAAGUCAAGGGCUGGUUAUCCGCCACACCUAUCGGUUCGGUCGAGUCCGAGGUUUUCCAAGAUCUGCUGAGGAACAUGAUGAAACACAAGCCUGCAGAUCGCAUUGGUAUGGAGGAAGUUUUUUCCCACCCAUGGGUGAACUCGAAGGUCGUAUCGUCAUAUCCCGAGUGGCUUGUGUGCCUCCCUGCAAGUGACUUGGGUUAUCGAUGGGAGUUGGACAGAAGCCUUGACAAGGACUACGUGCCAAACCCUGACCCGUGCCGCGACUUCGACCACUACUACCUGCCAAGUGCCUAG
Exophiala bonariae is the source of this 1467-nucleotide messenger RNA. RefSeq lists its product as uncharacterized. Gene Ontology annotation, molecular function: ATP binding; protein kinase activity. The record is from RefSeq and is a predicted model, not a curated record. The transcript has a single exon. Gene Ontology annotation, biological process: protein phosphorylation. Lineage: Eukaryota; Fungi; Ascomycota; Eurotiomycetes; Chaetothyriales; Herpotrichiellaceae. The coding region runs from base 1 to 1467 and encodes 488 amino acids.